This is a messenger RNA of Microdochium trichocladiopsis, 1693 nucleotides long. RefSeq lists its product as uncharacterized. The record is from RefSeq and is a predicted model, not a curated record. The transcript has a single exon. NCBI's taxonomy places the organism in Eukaryota, Fungi, Ascomycota, Sordariomycetes, Xylariales, Microdochiaceae. Bases 57 to 1583 code for a protein of 508 amino acids.
UAGCAGUCGAUCCCGAUUUUCAAGUCUCCUCCUUUGGUGUCCUCUUGCCCCCGGGCAUGGCAACGAAGAGAUGGGAGGCCACCAGAAAAGCGCCCAUAUCUUCAGCGGCGAGUAUUGUCUCAGAAGAAACAACGACACGGUCAGACGAGAACCUUGCCUUGCCCAUAGUGGCUGCCGAAGGCAGACAUCCGGCUCCCGUAACGACCCGAAAGCCCAGGUCUGGCGCCGACCGGCCACUCGUCAGCAUGCCGAAUCUACCGAUCCCAAUCCACCCUGCCGAUGUUCCUUCUCCCAACCAGGCCCAGAAAAAAGCAACAGCGGUGGAACCACCACCACUCUAUGUGCAGCCAAGAACACCAAGGCCUGAGCCCUUAAAGGUCAUGCCUGUCACCAAGUUGAGGCUGAAACCCGCUUCAAGCCGACCGCCUGUUAGUGUGCCGAUCUGUCCUGUCCCUCGGCCAUGGGACGAGAUGUCUCCCCCAAAGCCAACAGCGAUAUCCAUUUUCCCAGCAAGCCCGCCCGGCGCCCGCCAGCUAUAUGUGGAGGAGGAGCAGGCUCCCGUGAUGGAUCAGCUGCCAACCAUCGAACAAUCGCCCACCGGGAGAGGAACAUCUGCCGUUGACUCGAGGCCUGCAAUGGAACCGGUUCUUAUAAUCGAACAAGCGAAGGCCACGAUCUGCGCUGAUAUUCGCUUCAGCUGCUCGGCGGAUAUCGAGGUGGCUGUGGGGGGCGAGCUGAAAACCACACGCGUCCAGAUAGUCCUUGGGUACAAACAAUCCAUGGAUGUUGUGGGAUCUCUUGUUCUGACACAAGAGAGCAUUAUCAUUUUCCAGGCAGAGGCUACAGCGUUUUCGGUCCUGCGAAUUUACGGCGAUGCACUCUUGCUGCGAUACCAGCUUCCACAUGAGAAGACUGACGCGACGCAGCUCAGAUUCGAAAACUCCAACGUGGCCCAGAAAUUUGCCGAUGCGCUUGAAGACUUGAAGGAGGGUCGUCAACCAACGCCUGUUGUGGAUUUGGCAGGUAGCGAAGCUCACACAGCCACGGCGCUUGCUCAGCAAGCACCUGAGCUGGCACCUGUCGUCUCGACAGUCAUGGAACCAAAGGGUCCUGAGAUAGUGGCUGAUUUGAUCGACCUAGAGAACGAUGACAGUACAAAAGUCGAACAUCCCGCGACCUCUCCACAUUCCGACAAGAUUGUCGCCCAUGGUCAGAAGCAAGAGACCCUGCUCGACGUUCCUGUGAAAGAGACUGCCGUCUUUGAGCAGGAGGUGGAAACACCAGCAGGCCAACGGGUCCUCGAGAUCAUGAGCUCGAUUUCGGAAGCCGACUAUGAAGGGCUGAUAGCCACAUGGCAGAGACUUCGUCCCCUCAUGGCGGACAUCCAGCUCGAAGGUACAUCGCUCGAGGAACGGACGGCAGUGCAGGCAAGUCUCAUGCAUCUCAUGAGACGCCAAGAGUUCCACGCGCUGCCAUUGGAGGAGCAGAAGCGUGCCCGCGACAUCUGGUCUCGCAGGCUGCUUCAGGGGAGAGCUCGGGUUGUUCGUAGCAGACAGAGCAUGGAACUUUUGCGCAAGCGCUAGAUGGAUUCGGUCCAGCUCGACACCGAAAAGCCUUGCGCGAAUAAUACAUGGCAUUUCAACUCAGCAGGGCCUGCCAGGCGCGAUAAACAAUUUGUAGGAUGUCCGUCAAU